Messenger RNA from Conger conger (European conger), 2497 nucleotides. It is a transcript of the gene pdlim2, whose product is annotated as PDZ and LIM domain 2 (mystique). The record is from RefSeq and is a predicted model, not a curated record. Bases 431 to 1519 code for a protein of 362 amino acids. Gene Ontology annotation, molecular function: muscle alpha-actinin binding; actin binding. The transcript has 10 exons. NCBI's taxonomy places the organism in Eukaryota, Metazoa, Chordata, Actinopteri, Anguilliformes, Congridae. Gene Ontology annotation, biological process: actin cytoskeleton organization; heart development; muscle structure development. Gene Ontology annotation, cellular component: Z disc; stress fiber; filamentous actin.
UUGUCAAUUCACUCUACCUAUGGAACAGGUUCGAGGAAACGCAUUUUUGAGAGCAUCUGAAUAAGUCAUUUUAGUUUUCAAAGCUGGGUGGCUGUGGUUUGGUCACAUGGACGAUAUAUAAUACCGCAGUGCGACUCGCUAACACAGACACGGAUAGUCAUCCUGUGAGACUUUUUUUUUUUUGCUGAUUUGCUUUCUGGGGAGACAGACGAACGGCCAGCUCCACUAAAGACGCAUACUACACUCUGAGCUCUCGCUUUUCAGUUUGUCUGUUUGACGCACUUGACGUGUAGUAGCCUAGCCACCAGGAAAUCUACGUUCCGCAGGUGUAUGCUACAAGCAACGGCUGUUUUACUUAACGAUUUCAUCUUGAACGGCGUACCUGCAGGUACACAGGCCUCAUAAAGCAGUGGGCACUGGCCGUGGUCUCAUGAUGGCUUUUACAGUGAACCUGAAUGGCCCAUCUCCCUGGGGCUUCAGAAUAUCUGGAGGGAGGGACUUCAAGAAGGCAAUAACAGUUUCCAAGGUGAAUGGGGGCAGCAAAGCCGCACAGGCCAGCCUGCAGCCAGGAGACGUCAUCAUGGAGAUCAAUGGGGAGAACACGGCAGACAUGCUGCAUGUGGAAGCACAGAACAAGAUCAAGAACUCUAAGACCCAGCUGCAGAUGCUGGUGGACAGGCCUGAGCCUCCAAGCCCGGGACAGACCAAUGGGAUCAGCACUCCUGAGCAGCUGGGCGGGCGCUUCCAGGAGGCGCUGCAGGUGAGUCGAGAUGAAAACCAGAACUACAGGGAGUACUCCCUGUCCAGCCCAGCCUCUCUGUCACCUGGCCCCUAUUCCCCAGAACCUCCGUCCAGCCCCGACAGGAAGAUAGAGCAACACACAGGCACCAGCAAGAGUGUGCAGCUGCACUCAUGGUCCUCGGUGGACAAGACCCCCAGCCACAGGCUCUCUAGACCCCUCUCUCAGGACUACUCCUCACCAGACUUCCGAAGCAACUCCGUAUCCAGCAGGACCCCGACCCCCCCUGGACACAGCCCUGUGGAAAGAGAGUUCUCCGCCUCGCCCAGGCGCAACUCGGACUACAGCAUGCAGAGAUUUGACCGCGAUUCGGAGGUGUACAAGAUGAUCCAGGAGAACAAGGAGUCCCGGGCCACCCCACGACAGUCUAGCACCUUCCGCAUGCUUCAGGAGGUGCUGGAGGCCGAUGAGAAGGAGGCUGCUCUGCGCUUCCCCGGGAGACUGUCGCCCAGCCCUGCCAAACCCAGCUCCUCGGUGGCUGGGGUGCAGAAGCACCACACCUGUGAGAAGUGUGGCACCAGCAUUGUAACACAGGCGAUUCGUAUCGUAGACGACCGAUACCGGCACCCGGAGUGCUACACCUGCACGGACUGCGGCCUCAACCUGAAGAUGCGAGGUCACUUCUGGGCGGGCGAGGAGAUGUUCUGUGAGAAGCACGCCCGGGAGAGGUACCAGGGCCCUGGAAGUACCCCCCAGGCCACAGUCUCCCCUCGCCACUGAACAACCCUCCAGCAGCCAACCCCCCAAUCCUGGCCAGGUACCCCAACUCUACAGACUCAGAGCAAUGGACCGAGGGCUGGGGGCCGCUUCUUUUUCUAUAGCACUCACCUUCACCUUCCUUAAUGUGUCAUUCACUCAGCUGCCCUUCACUUAUUGCUCCAGGUUCAAGAGAGCAUUUUGUCUUGCCAUUUACUUAUUUUGUCUUAUCCCUCCACCCCCAGGCUUUUAGAACCCCUACAGGCUUUUAGAAACAUGGACUUCCACAGAUCAGGCACCAUCUGUGACACUUGCACUGGUGUAUUAGAUAUUGGAAUGUUUUCCUGUUACAACGGAUAUCAAAAAAAAGAGAAAAAAAAAAGACAAACAAAAGUCUAACCGCGAAAGUCAACUCCAUUGUUUCUGUCCUUUACACUGUUUCUGAGACUGUAACAGCUUCUGCUGAGUGAAGCAGGGAGAUGACUGGCUCUGAAAUGUCAUUAAAAAUGGACCCAGGCGUCUGUUGAAUUCAUGCAUCAUUGUUCAAGAAUGUGGCGUUUGCCUUUGCUGCAACUAUUCAGCUCCGAAUGAAACUUGUGAAUCCUGCUAAAAAAUCUGACAUUUUCCUUUUUAAAUUAUGUAAGCACAACCAUUCAUACAUUUAUUUCAAAUCAUUCACUUUCCAUUUUCUUUUUGUCAAACAAGGGAAUAUUUCAUUUAAGAAAUAAUAAAAAUAACAUUCUGUACAUAAUAUUUUCAGACCGAACUGUAUGUAAAUUGGUAGUGCUGUAGUGCUUUUCUGCAGAGGGUUGUAUUUCUGAUUUGUACCUGAGUGUGGAGAUGAGAUUGUUAAUGCUAUAGAACAUUCAUGCCUUAUACCAGUAGUACUUUUGAGUGGGAACACUUUAAAAUAGAUAUAACUCACAUAUUACACUGUAUAAAACACAAAUGAAGGUUGUUCAUUUGGGAACAUGUAAUAAAUGGUAAAAACUGAACAAAAAA